Messenger RNA from Haliotis rufescens (red abalone), 1549 nucleotides. RefSeq names its product cytochrome P450 2U1-like. Gene Ontology annotation, cellular component: cytoplasm; intracellular membrane-bounded organelle. The transcript is spliced from 5 exons. Gene Ontology annotation, molecular function: iron ion binding; oxidoreductase activity, acting on paired donors, with incorporation or reduction of molecular oxygen, reduced flavin or flavoprotein as one donor, and incorporation of one atom of oxygen; heme binding. The coding region runs from base 44 to 1549 and encodes 501 amino acids. The record is from RefSeq and is a predicted model, not a curated record. NCBI's taxonomy places the organism in Eukaryota, Metazoa, Mollusca, Gastropoda, Lepetellida, Haliotidae. Gene Ontology annotation, biological process: xenobiotic metabolic process.
UCUUGUGUCGUGUUAUAGACGAAUUGGAAACUAGCGUAAGACAAUGUGGGAGUGUGGAGUUACAACAGUUGGCUCAUUUCUAGCUGUUGUGCUGGCUGUGUCGUGGCUGUUGACGCGGCGGCGUUCUGGACUUCCCCCAGGGCCCCCUCUCCUCCCGUUUUUGGGGAACGCCCUGUCUAUGGGCUCUGAUCCCCGGGUCACGUUUAAGAACCUCCGACAGAGGUAUGGCGACAUCUUUAGUGUGUAUGUCUUCCACCAGCCCCUCAUAGUCCUCAACGGCUACAAUGUUAUAAAGGAAGCCAUUGUCAAGAACGCCGACGUCUUCUCAGAUAGACCACAUUCUUUUAUAACUGAGUUUAUAGCACGGGGAAAAGGAGUUGCCUCAACCUCCGGGGAAGUGUGGCACGAACAGAGGCGAUUUGCUCUCAACACUCUGCGAGAGUUUGGGGUGGGAAGAACCGUCAUGGAAGACAAGAUAAACCAGGAAAUCGCAGAGUUUGUGGCAGCCGUGGAGGAAGAGAAAGGCCAGGGUUUUGACAUUAAGCGUCUUGUGCAUAACGCCGUGUCAAAUGUCAUCUGUUCCACUGUCUUUGGCAAACGUUUUGAAUAUACAGACCCUCUCUUCGUCACAUUCCUGACAGCAAUGGAAGAGAAUUUUGAAAACAUUCCAGCAUAUGGAUUAUUGAACGUUUUCCCACUUGUUCGAUUUUUGCCUGGAGAUCCGUUCCUGUUCAGGAAAACAAUGAACAAUAUGAAUUGGGUGGUUAAUCUAUUAAUAGAUCCUUCAAUUAAAGAUCACAUAAACAAUCACGAUGACGACAACCUGGACGACUUUAUCCACGUAUACUUGAAAGAGAUGCGACUUCGCCAACAGAAACAAGACACCACCACGUUAGACUUGGAGAAUCUGGCUCGGACCAUUGCUGAUCUGUUCAAUGCUGGCACAGAGACAACGGCCACCACAAUACCCUGGACACUGGUCUACUUCCUGAACUACCCGGAUGUUCAGGAGAAGUGCUUUCAAGAAAUCCAGGAGAACGUUGGUCAGAGCAGACGGCCCUCCAUGAAAGACAAGACGAACCUUCCCUACGUGGAGGCCACCAUUAUGGAAGUGUUGCGAUAUGGUAACAUUGUCCCUACUGGUGUCCCUCACGCCGUUCCACAUGAUGUCCAGUUCAGAGGCUACACCUUCCCAAAAGGAGUCACAGUUAUCACGAACCUUGAUUCAGUCCUUCAAGACCCGGAUGUAUGGGGAGACCCGCAAACCUUUAGACCAGACCGUUUCCUUGACGACGCAGGCAAGAUUCAAAAGAGGGAUGAAUUCAUCCCCUUUUCUCUGGGUCGAAGAGUUUGCCUGGGAGAGUCGAUGGCCCGGAUGGAGCUCUUCUUAUUCCUCACUACCAUGAUCCAGAGGUUCCAGUUCCUCCCGGUGGACGGCCAGAAGCCGCCAUUAGAUGGGAAAAUGCGCUUUACACUUUCUCCAAAACAAUUCGAAGGUGAUGUACCGCUAGCGAGUGAUGAAGUACUGCUGGCGAGUGUUGGCGGGUGA